Trichomycterus rosablanca is the source of this 3252-nucleotide messenger RNA. RefSeq names its product Src homology 2 domain containing E (gene she). The transcript has 6 exons. NCBI's taxonomy places the organism in Eukaryota, Metazoa, Chordata, Actinopteri, Siluriformes, Trichomycteridae. The coding region runs from base 388 to 1743 and encodes 451 amino acids. The record is from RefSeq and is a predicted model, not a curated record. Gene Ontology annotation, molecular function: phosphotyrosine residue binding.
AUGGGAUCUGUAGCACGAGUGAAGAUAAACUACCAGUUUUACAGCGUCUAUGCGCUGCAGAGGUUCCUGUUCAUCCUGCGGGAAUAAUUCCACACUGCGCAUUGUACUCUCAUGUGAGGAAAAAGCGCCGGUAAUGUACAGCUGCGUAAAGAUAUAACGAAUGGGAUAAAUUGCGCAAAUACGAUUAGGCUAUGUAAAAAGACUUAUUUUUAUUUGGAUAAAUCCCCUAAACAAAAAACAAUUAAGAAAGUUUCCUUGGAGCCUAUUAGAUCUUAAUUCUAACUCCAGACAAAGAAAAGGCGCAGUGUAGUAAGUAAACAGGAGGCACCUGGAAGUUGGCUGAAAGUUUGCGCAUUGUGUGUAUGGAUAUUGGCAUUGUGUGUAAUCAUGGCGAAGUGGUUUAAUAAUUUCCCAACUCUAAAAACGGGUUCAGACCGAACCCGAUCAGCUUCAGAAUCAGGAGCGCAGACUCGGCCCAGAUCUAGUUUAAGCAGCGGAUCCGGACCCAAAUCCAGCCUGCGCAAGAAUUCAGAGAGCAGCGGAGGUGCUGGAGGUGCUGGUGGUGCUGGAGGGGUCGGAUCUCUGCUCUCCGGCAGGAACCGCAAAAACUCAGCAGUCGAACUUGGCCGAAACCACCCGAGUCCGGGUUCGGGUUCAGGCUCGGGCUCGGUCAAGGAUGGGAAGAUAUGGGAGAUCCUGAUUCCAGGUAAGAGCAAGAAGAACAGCAAGAUGGAGGGGUUUGAAGAUCACCGUACGUUGAGAACAAGUACCAUAGCAGAUGCGUACAUGAGCAGGAUGAUCAAAGUGGAUAAACAGGAGAAAUGGUCCAAAUACAGCAGCGCUGGAGCUGAAAACACAGGGAGUGACCCGGACCGACCCAAAACACCCGCAAAAACUGAGACGCUGAUUAUUCUGGAGGACUAUGCAGACCCGUUUGAUGCCGAAAAGACAAAGGAGCAGAGAGAAGCUGAACGAGAAGGAGAGAAUGAUGGAUACAUGGAGCCUUAUGAUGCCCAACUGAUUAUUACAGAGAUUCGUCGUCGAGGGUCUAAAGACCUGCUAAAAGUGUGUGUGGUGUUGAACGGAGGAGAUGGAGAAGGUUCCGGUUCCCCACAGAUCUAUGAUGUGCCAUAUGAGGAGGUUCUGGAGGGUAUCCCACUGACCCGGCCUGAAUCUGAUCCCAGACCCCCUGCAGAGUAUGAACUCCCCUGGGAGUGGAAGAAGGAGCAGAUUGUCCGAGCACUGUCAGCUCAGUUUGAGGGAGUAGAUCGAUUGUGUAAAGACGAUGGGACUCCACCCAGUGUGAAGCAGCAAACCCUGCGCUCUGUGAAGAGCUGGACGCCCAAAUCCCUGCGCCUAUCCCCCCCAUCCUCCCCAAAGACAAGCCCUGAUUCGGAGAGCCCUAAAGUGGACCCCACCGUGCCCCUUGAGCUACAGAGCUGGUAUCAUGGCAGCGUUAGUCGUCAGGAGGCUGAGGCUCAGCUGCAGAACUGUAAAGAGGCAAGCUUCCUGGUCCGAGACAGCGAAUCAGCUACCAGCAAAUACUCCAUUGCCCUCAAGACAAGUCAGGGUUGUGUGCACAUUAUCGUAGCACAGACCAAAGAAUGCGGUUACACCCUGGACCAGAGCAGCUGUGUAUUUCCUAGUAUCCCUGAGGUUGUGCACCACUACUGUACCCAACGCUUGCCCUUCACUGGAGCUGAGCACAUGACCCUGCAACACCCUGUACCCCGCACACACUGAUCAACCCCAAAUACUCACUACACACGUGUCUUGCCAGCCACAUACACUGAAACCCUUUAACACUGCACCUACUGUACCUUCAAUGCUUGACACAUACACACUCUACCAGCAUUGUGGACACUCCAGUCUUUGGAUUCUCCAGAUCACAGCCCUUUUAAGAGUUAACCAGACUUUUAGACGCUUCACCACCACACUAAGGAAUAAAAUGUUGUUCCAUCCAUUAGUGCAGUCCCAAAGAUACUUUGAUACCUUUAGACAUUUUAUGUAGAAUUUUCCCUUAGUUCGUCUGCUGUCUGUGUAUGUUUGUGUAAACAAGCGGUUGUUUAAGUGGGGUUUUAAGUAUUCUCCAAUUUAAACCACUGGCAUUAGUCAUGUACUAACUUCUAAUGACCCAAAAGGUAAAAUUUACUCCACAAGAGUUUUAGGAAUAGUGUAGAUUCUAUAGCUUUGUUUUUUUUCACACCCUGUCCUUCACACCCUGCUUUUCCUCUUUCUGGUGCCUUCUGGAACCUGUAUGGUCCUAAUCAGAGCCCUGCUGAAUGUGCCAAUGAUCCAAUGAUGCCUCUGACAGGGAAAUGCUCAUCAGCUCCCCACCGACAGCUCUGAUCACGCUAUGCAAUGAGCAUGAUCUGAUGCCAACAAGUACAAUCUGCCAGUUGGCUAAUUGUCUGUAAAACUGCCUACACUGAUGCCUGUAUAUGUGCAACGGCUAUUUCUUGGUUGGUUUAAUGCAUCUUUAAGGUUUUAUAGCUCCAGUUAAUGUAAAACUUUACUUAAAAAACCCUUAAACAGGCAAUUUUAGAUCUUUAAAAACAAAAUAUGUAUAAAAAUGGAUUUAAAACUCAGAGAUUAUUGUAGAAACACGUUUGCAUCCUGAUUCUCAUUUAAAAUACAAAAAUGAAUUAUCAUUGGAAAUCAACCAUGUUUUUUUUAACCACCUAAGUGCAUAUACGUUUCUGUGGACCUCAUUCUUAAAGCAUAUAAAUACUUGUUAACAAAUGACAUAAAUGAGCUAACAGGAAUUGACACCAUAUCUAUCUAGUCUAUUCCUGCCUUGCGCCCGGUGUUUCCACGUGACGAUGGACCCACCGCCACCCAAUGAUGGACCCACUAAAUGGGUUAAAUGAAUGAAUAAAUCAAUGAAAAGGUUUGGAAAAUGGUAUUUAGUAGGUUUUGGAGAAGUUAUGGAAAUGUUGAUGGGAUUGGUACCAAAUCAGUUAUGUGUUUUCUAUUUGAUUCACUGUGAUAAUAAAUGCCAUGGAGUAAAAAAGUGAGACAAACAGCAAACUAAAGAAAAACUAUACAUGCAAUGAGAACCCCGACUGGAGCUUAACCAGUACUGUCACUAGGCUGAAUCGUGUGGAAGCCCAUUCCCGCCACCUAGAGGAGGCAAAAAGGCAGAAGAAUGUAAAAAUUUAUUUUUUUUAAUGCAUUAAAACAGUCUUUGUCACAGAAAUAAUCUUCAAAUUUUGUCUUUAUCUCAAAAUAAGUUAAUAUGUUGAGAUAGAC